AUGGAGAGAGAAAAGGGAAGAGAGAGGGAGAGGGAGAGAGAUAAAUAUGGAGAGAAAAAGAAGGAGAUAAAGAUAGUAAGAGAUAGAGAGAAUGAGAGGGAAGGUGAGGGAGGAAAAAGGAGAAAGAGAGAUAGAGAGUGGGUAGAAAAGGAGAUAGAGAGAGUGAGAAAGAGAGGGAGAGACAUACCAGUUGAAGAAUAUGCUAAGACAUAUAAGUUGAACUAA
Molecule: messenger RNA, 225 nt
Organism: Dovyalis caffra
Lineage: Eukaryota; Viridiplantae; Streptophyta; Magnoliopsida; Malpighiales; Salicaceae
Source: the annotation of a GenBank genome assembly